AUGGCCUCCACCAAAUGUUUCCAAGUGACUCAUAGCAACUUCAUUACCUUGUACAUGGAGGAUGGCCCCCAGAGGAAAAAACGGAAGUCUGACGCUACAGAAGUGGACAAGCAGUUAGAUAUCCUGGCUAUUGGUACAGCAGUUGGUAGCAUUUUGUUGUACAGCACAGUAAAAGGAGAACUACAGAGCAAGCUAGAUGGUGGUCAUGACAGUAGAGUAAACUGUGUGAGAUGGCAUCAGGACAACUGCUGCUUGUAUAGCUGUUCAGAGGACAAACACAUUGUGGAAUGGAAUGCACAGACCUGCAAAGUAAAAUGCAAGUGGAAAGGUGACAAUAGCAGUGUCACCUCUCUAUGCAUCAGUCCAGAUGGGAAAAUGCUGCUGUCAGCCGGUAGAACUAUAAAACUGUGGGACCUGGAGACCAAAGAAGUCUAUAAACAUUUCACAGGCCAUGCUACAUCAGUGUCAUCAUUAAUGUUUACCACAGUGAAACCUAUGAAUGAAAAUAAGCCCUUUGAUGGAAUUACAGGGCUUUAUUUCUUGUCUGGAGCUAUACAUGACCGAUUACUGAGUGUAUGGCAGAUCAGAUCAGAUAGGAAAGAAAAGAAUGCUGUGAUGUCUUUCACAGUAACAGAUGAACCAACUUUUAUUGACCUGACAGUAUCAGAAGUCAAAGAAGAGCCUGUGAAGUUAGCAGUUGUGUGCAGAGAUGGACAGUUGCAUUUAUUUGAACAUAUCUUAAAUGGUUACUGCAAAAAACCCUUAACAUCAAACUGUACUAUCCAGAUAGCAACGCCUGGAGAUGAUGGGGACUCCACACCAAAACCAGUCCCUAUUCUAGCAGCUGCGUUUUGCACAGACAAACAGUCUCUGCUGCUUGUGUAUGGAAACACCUUACAGCCCAUCAUAGAGAAAGUGUCUUUGAACAGCACCGAAUCCCACAUAUGUUUGAUAAGGGACGUCCAGAAAGUGUUGUCACUUAAAACAGAUGUUGCUGUAACAAAGGUAAAGACGCCUGUUGUGAACUUGGACACCAAAGUUCUAGUGCCUGGCAUUCCGGGACAUAGUACAGCUGUCAAAACUCCAUCCUCGGGAAAGGAGAAAAAGAAAAACAAGAGGAAACCGGGAGAGACAGAGGAAAGCAUUGAAGAGCGCCUAGAGGCACUGGAUAUUGAUGUGAGCAAAGUAAAAACUCCAGGUGGCCUUCCACAAACAGAUAGCUUUGCAGUGCUUUUGGUUCAGGGCUUGGAAAGCAACGAUGCAGAAAUCUUAAAUAGAGUGCUUAAUACAAGAAAGGAAAAUGUAAUAAAGAACACAGUAGCCAGAAUGCCUAUACAUGCUGUCAUUCCACUGCUGCAUGAGCUUACGAAGAGAUUGCAGGGCAACCCAUACAGUGCCUCACUAAUGGUUCGAUGGCUGAAGUCUGUUUUUACUCUACAUGCAUCCUACCUUUCCACAUUGCCAGACCUUAUUCCUCAGCUGGGAAUGCUAUACCAGUUAAUGGAGAGCAGAGUAAAAACUUUGCAAAAGCUUUCCCGUCUGCAUGGAAGACUCUUCAUUCUUGUCACCCAGGUUGCGGCAUCAGAAACAGUUCAGGAUGUAACUGAGGUUAAUCAGACUGCAAAGCUGGUAUAUGAGGAUGAAUCCUCAGAGGAGGAAGGCUCAGAUGAUGAGAUGAUUGCAGAUAAGGACUCUGAUGAAAACUGGGAUGAAGACGAAGAAAAAGAGGAGCAAUCUGAUGAACAAGACAUGACUGUUGAAAAGGAAAUCAAUGGCGAUUCUGAUUUGGAACCAGAAAAUGAAAGCGAAGAAGAAUAACGGCACGAAAGAAUAAUUCUAACAAUUGAAACAAGUGGGCCACCAAACUGUAAUUCUGGAUCAUCUUGCUGAAAGAUGCUGUAUCUGCACAUAGGGAGUGCAGACUCAUGCACAGCCUGUGUGCAGAGGCACAGGUGGGGCACUGUGCAUUUCCGAAUCCAGAAUGUUUAACCAUGCCAGCCUUCUCUCGCCCUAUUUCCCUGCGCUUACUUAUAGAAACAUUUCUUCCACCUCAUGGUCGGAUUAUGCCUGUCAUGUGGACAUGCAUUUGUAUCUCAAGUGAAAUAAAUCUGCCACCGCUGUUUGUGUGGUAAACUUGGUUCAGCUUUACAUUGAAUUUGUUUCAAAUAUUCAAGGAUCAAAGACAACCGGUCUAUACCUUCUUUCCCUGCUUCAGUUAGCAAUAGCAAGUGGGCAUCCUGCUGCGUUUUUAAAAAAAAAAAAAAACCAAAACAAAACAGAAAAAAGAAAAAAAAAAGAUAUUUUUGUAAUAUUUAAAUUCUCUACUGAAUUUCUUUUCUCCCCCCCGCCCCAUCCUCCAUUGGUUUAGCCAUGCCUUGGCAAUAUCUAAAUGCCAACCUGACUUAAAAAUGGCUUUUUCUUUUUUU
Molecule: messenger RNA, 2426 nt
Organism: Nipponia nippon (crested ibis)
Lineage: Eukaryota; Metazoa; Chordata; Aves; Pelecaniformes; Threskiornithidae
Source: RefSeq, a predicted model, not a curated record